AUGCAUGUCAAGAUGCGAUUUUUGGUGGCACUAGUAUGCUUGGCGACAUUCGCCCUCUCAGCAAAUGCGUCGGCAAUUCACAGAGAUCUCGUCCGCGCCGGAUUCCUCAAUGACAAAGCCCGUAGUUGCGAGUGCGGCUGCGAGGUCCUUGAUGAUGAAUGCAAGAAACCCGACUGCGGUGAAGGAACUUACUUCCAACACCCCGAAGAUUGCGGCAGCUUUUGCCAAUGUUCCAAUGGCAAGGCAUACUACUUCGCCUGUCCCGACGGGCUCAUGUUCAACACUGAACUGAACGUCUGCGACUGGCCUGAAAACGAUGCGAAACUACCACUCCUCCGUGCACCACCACCACCACUCCUUGCACUACCACCACUACUCCAUGCCCCACCACCACCACCACCUGCCCAACCACCACCACCACCUGCCCAACGACAACCACCACCUGCCCAACGACAACCACUACAUGCCCAACCACCACAACCACCUGCCCAACCACCACUACCACCUGCCCAACGACAACCACUACAUGCCCAACCACCACAACCACCUGCCCAACCACCACCACCACUCCUUGCACUACCACCACUACUCCGUGCACCACCACCACUACUCCGUGCACCACCACCACCACUCCGUGCACCACCACAACCACUCCUUGCACUACUACCACUACUCCGUGCACCACCACCACCACUCCGUGCACCACCACCACCACUCCUUGCACUACCACCACUACUCCGUGCACCACCACCACCACUCCUUGCACUACCACCACUACUCCGUGCACCACCACCACCACUCCUUGCACUACUACCACUACUCCGUGCACCACCACCACCACUCCCUGCCCAACCACCACUACCACUUGCACUCCUACCACUUGCUCUACUACGCCAUCUUGUGAUCCCACGACUGAGCCGCCAUGUGGCUCUGACAUCUGUGCCAAUCAACCCGACGGAGCUUUCCUUGAAAACCCGGAAGACUGUGGAGGCUACAUUCAUUGCUCCCACGGGGAGGCGAAUUACAUGGUAUGACUGCGGACCAGGGACUCUUUGGGACCAGGACCUUCUCACCUGCAAUCACGCCGAUCAAGUAGAUUGCGGCGAUCGCCCUCAACGCAGCGAGUCGAAGUUGGAUGAUGUCGAAGAGAGGUUGUGAAACACGAAAUGAUGAAAACGGAGUUAUGUCCAACUGAGAACAGAAUUAAAUAAUAGUUUUCGAACCCCUUCUGUCUUUUACUUGCAAUUCGAAAUCCAGG
This is a messenger RNA of Darwinula stevensoni, 1258 nucleotides long. The record is from the annotation of a GenBank genome assembly. Lineage: Eukaryota; Metazoa; Arthropoda; Ostracoda; Podocopida; Darwinulidae.